AUGCCUCGCCGCGCUAUCCCUACCUCCGAAAAGAUCGCUCUCCGAGAGUACCGUCGAAACAAUACCCUGUUAUCCAAUAAACAGCUUGCUCAGUGGUUCCAACAAACCUACAAUCAUUGUCUAUCACCCUCAACAAUCUCUGAGAUCCUUUCCUCCCGAUAUUGUCACCUUGACGACGAGCUUUCGAAGCAUCAACUUAGUGCUAAGCGGACCCGAAUCGCUAAGUGGCCGGAGCUCGAAAAAGCGCUUAUCCAUUGGGUAAAGCUCGCUGAGAAUCAUAUCCCUAUAACCCAAGAGGUUAUACUAAUGGCUGGCUUACUAGAUUCCAGCACCGUGAAUCUAUACGAAACCGGUUACACUUUGGGGAGGAUGGAAGCACUCCAGAGUCUGCUACUAAAGCUAUAA
Messenger RNA from Penicillium coprophilum, 405 nucleotides. RefSeq lists its product as uncharacterized. The record is from RefSeq and is a predicted model, not a curated record. Lineage: Eukaryota; Fungi; Ascomycota; Eurotiomycetes; Eurotiales; Aspergillaceae. The transcript has 2 exons. Bases 1 to 405 code for a protein of 134 amino acids.